UCUAUAAAAAUAAAUAUGAUAUUAUUGAAUAAGACAGCAGGAGUGUUUCCUAAAUCAUCAAAAAGGAAAAUUUAUGAAUUUUUAAGGAGUUUUACUUUUCAUCCCAGAAAACUGUUUCUUCAUAAAGUAGUAUUGGGAAUUGAAACCAGUUGUGAUGAUACAGCAGCUGCUGUGGUGGAUGACAAUGGACAUGUGUUAGGAGAAGCAAUACAUUCCCAAACUGAAGUUCAUUUAAAAACAGGUGGGAUUAUUCCUCCAGUAGCCCAACAGCUUCACAGAGAAAAUAUUCAACGAAUAGUGCAAGAAGCUCUUUGUGCCAGUCAGGUCCCUCCAAGUGAACUCUCGGCAAUUGCAACCACCAUAAAACCAGGGCUUGCUUUAAGCUUGGGAGUAGGCUUAUCAUUUAGCUUACAGUUGGCAGACCAGUUAAAAAAGCCCUUCAUUCCAAUCCAUCAUAUGGAGGCUCAUGCCCUUACCAUUCGGUUAACCAAUAAUGUAGAAUUUCCUUUUUUAGUUCUUUUGAUCUCUGGAGGUCACUGUCUUUUGGCAUUAGUUCAAGGAGUUUCAGAUUUUUUGCUACUUGGAAAGUCUUUGGAUAUUGCACCAGGUGACAUGCUUGACAAGGUAGCAAGAAGACUUUCUUUAAUAAAACAUCCAGAGUGCUCCACAAUGAGUGGUGGGAAGGCUAUAGAACAUUUGGCUAAACAAGGAAAUAAAUUGUGUUUUGAUCUCAAACCCCCCAUGGAUCGUGCUAAAAAUUGUGAUUUUUCUUUUACUGGACUUCAAAACAUUGUUGACAAAAUAAUAAUGCAAAAGGAAAAAGAGGAAGGCAUUGAGAUGGGACAAAUCCUGUCUUCAGCUGCAGACAUUGCUGCUGCGGUACAGCACACAACAGCAUGCCACAUUGCGAAAAGAACACAUCGUGCUAUCCUGUUUUGCCAGCGGAAAGGCUUGUUAUCUCAGACUAAUGCAGUACUGGUUGCAUCUGGAGGUGUUGCAAGUAACCUGUAUAUCCGAAAAGCUCUGGAAAUGGUAACAAAUGUAACUCAGUGCACUUUGUUGUGCCCUCCUCCCAGACUGUGCACUGACAAUGGCAUUAUGAUUGCAUGGAAUGGCAUUGAAAGAUUACGUGCUGGCUUGGGCAUUUUACACAACACGGAAGGCGUCCGCUAUGAACCAAAAUGUCCUCUUGGAGUCGAUAUAUCAAAAGAAGUUGGAAAAGCCGCCAUAAAAGUGCCACAAUUAAAAAUGCAGAUUUAACAUUCACUUUACCAAAAAAUCUCAAAAG
Molecule: messenger RNA, 1288 nt
Organism: Orycteropus afer afer
Lineage: Eukaryota; Metazoa; Chordata; Mammalia; Tubulidentata; Orycteropodidae
Gene: OSGEPL1
Product: O-sialoglycoprotein endopeptidase like 1
Biological process (GO): tRNA threonylcarbamoyladenosine modification
Cellular component (GO): mitochondrion
Source: RefSeq, a predicted model, not a curated record